Ceratosolen solmsi marchali is the source of this 2329-nucleotide messenger RNA. Its product is annotated as laccase-1. Gene Ontology annotation, molecular function: copper ion binding; oxidoreductase activity. NCBI's taxonomy places the organism in Eukaryota, Metazoa, Arthropoda, Insecta, Hymenoptera, Agaonidae. Gene Ontology annotation, cellular component: plasma membrane. The record is from RefSeq and is a predicted model, not a curated record. The transcript has 11 exons. Gene Ontology annotation, biological process: iron ion transport. Bases 1 to 2187 code for a protein of 728 amino acids.
AUGUAUUGUAUUGAUGUAGAUUACGAACGUAAAAGACAUAAAGAUGCCGAGUUUGCUGCGACAGAGUCAUUAAUAACAGUCUACAAAGAGAAGCCAUUUUGGGGCUACAAAAAAAGCGAGGAACUCGUGCCACAAGUGGAUUUGUCCCAGCAUCCUUGCCGAAGAAGCUGCAAGGACAACGAGCCGCCUGCAAAGUGCAGCUAUACUUUCUAUGUGGAGCAAUACUAUACGAUGAGUAAGGCCUGUUAUGAUUGUCCCACAAACAUAACCGACUGCUUUAGGCCCCAUUGCAUACCGGCCGAUGGGAUCGACAGGCCCCUCGUAGUCGUUAAUCGACAAAUGCCGGGACCAUCGAUCGAGGUUUGCGAGGACGACGAGGUAAUAGUGAAAGUAAUCAACAUGAUGCACGGGGAUAGCACAACCCUCCAUUGGCAUGGUCUGCACAUGCGCAGAACGCCCUACAUGGACGGGACCCCUUAUAUCAGUCAGUGUCCAAUUCCACCAGGGAACAAGUUCCAAUACAACUUCGUCGCCAAACCUCACGGCACUCAUUUCUGGCACUCGCAUGUCGGUUUCCAAAGGGGUGACGGUAUGUUCGGGCCUCUGAUUGUGCGCAGAGCACCGAAACGAAAUCCUCUGCACAAUCUUUACGACUACGACGAGCACAACAUCAUCGUUUCCGACUGGGAUCACGAGCUCGGGCUUGAGAAGUUCCUUGCUCAUUAUCAUGGGAGUGGCGAUAACAAGCCACCGAGUAUCCUGAUCAACGGUAUGGGCCGCUUCGAGACAAUGGUCCAGGAUGAUGAGAAUUCCAAAUUCAUGCUGCCCGUGGCUACUUUCGUCGUCAAGCAGGAUUUUAAAUACCGAUUUCGCAUUAUAAACGCUGAAUUCUUGAACUGCCCUAUACAAAUAUCUAUCGAUAACCAUAAUCUUUGGAUUGUGAGCUCUGACGGCAAAGACGUAGAACCAUUGGAAGUCAAGUCUGUGGUCACAUAUGCUGGAGAACGAUUUGACAUUAUAGUUGAAAUGAAUCAAGCAGUGAAUAACUAUUGGAUGCGUUUUAAAGGUUUGAUGGAUUGUGGAGCAAACUUUACGAGUGCUCAUCAAGUUGCAAUUUUACGAUACGAAGGUGCACCCGAUAAUGAUCCAGAUGAGCACGUUUCUUAUAAUUUUCCUGAUUCAGAAGCAUUGGUGCCGGAGAUUAAUCCUUUAAAUAAAGGUACAGAGACAAAGGAUAUUUUAAGCAUUCUUUCUUUAGAAGCACUUGAUAAAAAUGACCAAGUUAAUACAAUGGAUCCGGAUUACCAAUUUUUUGUAUCAUACGAUUUCUACAUGAUAGAUAAUUAUGAAUUUCAUCGAAAACAUCUCUACGGAUAUCAGCAGGUGAAGCAAAAAGUCGGCACACCGCAGUUGAAUCACAUAUCGAUGAAGUUGCCGUCUUUUCCACUCAUGUCACAAAGAGAUCUCAUUAACUCGGCAAGAUUUUGCAACGAGAGCACCGUCGAAGGUUGCGACAAAACCUAUUGCAGAUGUACUCACGUGCUGCAGGUGAAGCUCAACAGUAUUGUCGAAGUUGUUCUUAUCGAUGAAGGCUUGCCAUAUGACGCCAACCAUCCGUUUCACCUUCACGGCCAUGAUUUUCGCGUGGUCGCCAUGGAGCGGAUGGCGAGGAACGUGUCGCUGGAGGCCGUGAGGACGGCCGAUCGCCAAGGACACAUCGUCAGGAAGUUCGAUCGGGCACCCAUUAAAGACACGGUCACAGUGCCGGAUGGAGGUUACACGAUCAUACGCUUCCUCGCCGAUAAUCCAGGCUAUUGGCUCUUUCAUUGUCACAUCGAGUUCCACUCGGAGGUGGGCAUGGCGCUGAUCUUCAAGGUCGGCGAGCACGAGGACUUCGAGCCGGUGCCGCCUCAAUUCCCCCGCUGCGGCAAUUAUCAGCCCGUGGAUACGACGAGGAACGUCGCUCACCCUUCAACGACAACGCAGAGUACCCAGUACCACACAAACGAUAACGAGAUCAAUUAUAUGGACGAGCAGGUUCGAACGUCCAUCGCCAACUGGCUACCGCUAAUUCUCAGCGAACUGCGAGCCACGAGCGGGAGCUCGAGCCUCCGGUUACCCGAGGCUGCGAUUACUGCUUGCUUAGGCUUCCUUUUUGCCCGCGAACUCAUUCCUCUUGCUUUCUGACGGACUGACUUUUCCAUCUCUGUUUUGGGACUGGUGCUGUCUCGCGUGAAAUGGGCCCACGCUUAUUGUAGCGCGGAGGUCUACGCGUCUCUUACCUUUGUCAUUCCCGUUUUUCCCCUUACUCUUCCAACUGCGUGUAAUC